This is a messenger RNA of Danaus plexippus (monarch butterfly), 805 nucleotides long. Its product is annotated as beta-1,4-N-acetylgalactosaminyltransferase bre-4-like. The transcript has 6 exons. The coding region runs from base 37 to 786 and encodes 249 amino acids. NCBI's taxonomy places the organism in Eukaryota, Metazoa, Arthropoda, Insecta, Lepidoptera, Nymphalidae. Gene Ontology annotation, biological process: carbohydrate metabolic process; glycosphingolipid biosynthetic process. The record is from RefSeq and is a predicted model, not a curated record. Gene Ontology annotation, molecular function: N-acetyl-beta-glucosaminyl-derivative 4-beta-N-acetylgalactosaminyltransferase activity.
AAAUCUGUGACAGAGGUAUCUGAGGUCGAUUACCCCAUGGUUCAAAAUGGUGGAUACUACACUCCUGAGAAUUGCAGAUCGAGACAUAAAGUGGCCAUAAUUGUCCCCUACAGAAAUCGGAAGGAAAAUCUAGCAGCAUUUAUUACAAAUAUGCACCCCUUUCUUAUGAAACAGAAGUUGGAGUACCGGAUAUUCAUUGUUGAACAGAAAGGUACAGAUUUCUUCAAUAGAGGGCGCCUCUUCAAUGCUGGUUAUUUAGAGGUACGGAAGUUUGGCAAUUGGAAAUGUGUAGUGUUCCACGACGUGGACCUGCUUCCUCUAGAUGAUAGAAUACUCUACUCCUGUCCAAUGUGGCCAAGACACAUGUGUGGCACAGUCGUGGAGGUUAAGAAUCCGAGUUUCCGAACACUAUUCGGCGGAGUUUCCGCAAUGAUUCCACAGCAUUUCGAGAAAGUUAACGGUUUCUCAAACGUAUAUUGGGGUUGGGGCGGCGAGGAUAACGACUUAUUUUGGAGGAUUCGUGCCGUCGGUCUACCAAUAGUCAGAUACAACAAGCUUAUAGCAAAAUAUACGUCACUUCAACAUGACAAGUCGAAACCCAAUACACUCAGAUAUAACCUUCUCAAAACUUUUGCGACACGUUUUUUACGAGACGGUCUUACAACUUUGGAAUAUGUCGUCGAUAAAGUCACAUUGCACCAUCUCUACACGCACUUGAUGCUGGAUAUAAACCCCAAGAAGAAAAACAUUACAAAGAUAAUGUUAGAAGCAUCUAGAUGGAUAUAAUUAAAAAAAAAUACAUAUG